AUGGCUUCCACGCGGGUCCAGCACUCUAUGGGCUCUGUGCACAGGUACCCCCUCAAGGGCCAGCAGCAAGUAGACCUCAAUCCCGUGGACCGACGCACCCAGAAUAAACUCCUGGAGCAGAAGCGACGAGACUCGCUGAAGAAUUCCAUCGACAACCUGAAGAAUGCCCUGCCCGACGGCCGCAACCUGGCUGACCAGACGCAACAAAGUGUACUACUCAAAGCUCAGAACUACAUCAAGGACAUGGUAGGGAAACAACAGCGGAGCAAAACCUGUUUGGAAGAUCUUAAGAGUGUCAAGUCCAGAAACAACGUCCUAGAAGACAACAUUGCCAUGCUGAAGCAGGAAUACGACAUCCUGAGCAACAUGGAGUAAGACCAGAAGUCCAGGCUACUGUGUUCAGCAUUUGAAGCAGGUGACCAUCCCACCACUGCAGCUUCUGGUGUCUAUCCACUUCCCCAAAACACAACUUCCACUUGGCUACAGCCGAGACAGGCCUCAACAGCUCACAGCUAGCAAACUUCUUUCUGAUCAGCAGAGAGGGAUGUACGGUUAUUUAUGACAAUCAGAAGAUAUUUUAUGAAGGAAAAAUCAUCUGGGAUUCAAAGUUUCUGAGAAACUUGGGUGGGAACUAAAGGAGCGAUGUUUGUUUGAGAGAUUUUACAAAAAGCCAGUGAUUUUCCUUUUUUUUUCGAAAAAAAUUGUCAGUUUCUGUUUGUGAUAAUCCCAAAUUCUGAGCCAUGGGCAUAUUGUGUGAACAAAAUCUGUGUCGCCUUUAUCUUGUGCGUCAUGUAGUUCAUGACAGCUGAAAUGAGCUGCACAGACUUAUUUCUCAGAAUGCGCAUGCAACCAGUCAUCAUAAGUCACAAACCUUAGUCAUGAAUUGGCUUUUAAAGUAAGUUAAAUAUUUCUUUGUUCACUAAAUGUAGCUGGUGCUUCCAAAGCGGAAGUCCAUUACAGACGGGAAAGUCAUUGGCCAUUUGAAAUGUACGCAGGUCUUCCAACGAAAGAAACAGCCAAAGAAAAUAGCAAAGAUUUGUUAUUAUUAUUAUUAUUAUUCUUUUAAAUAAAAUUAUGUUGCUAUUUCCUAUAUAUUGAGCAUGACUUGGGACACAAAAAAAGUUAAUUAAAUAGGAAUUAAAUUGCCUUAAAAUUUACUGAUUUAUUCAAGUUAAGAAUUAAAAGGCCCUCUUGAUAAUUGAGCAAUUUACAUAUUUAUAUGAAACACCCAGGCUUUAUCGGUUGCUUUGCGAUGUAAAAAUACGUAUUUGUUAUUUUGGAAACUUGAAUUUUAUUGUAAAUUUCUGUAUGUACAUAAAGGUUCUGUACCAUAACCUUUUUUUGUUGUUGUAGAAAUAGCAACCGAGGGCUACAUUUUGAACUACAGUGUGAAGUAUUAAAGUAUGGCAACUUUCAAACUUGCAGAGCGCCCUCUAUUAAUAGCAGUCAGUCAUUGGCAGGCAAAAACUGCUUUUUUUUUCAAUCCUGGCAACAAACUUUGUUCUUACCCACUGUCCAAUUUAAAAAAGCACUGGUGACCUUUAAUAUCUCUCACAGAAUUUUGUGGAGGAAAUGCAGAGCAUUGUGGGUAAUUUAGAGCAUUGUGGGUAAUUUACUGCUGAGGUCAUUGCACAUGGGUCAUUCGGUAAAGUUAGGGUCUAAAGUGUGACAUUUUUCCUGUCUCUUUGGAAAUGUUGCAUUCAAGUAUCAUUAAGAAUUAAUUCAAAAGAGUUUUUCCUUUAUUGGGUACAUGUAGGUAAUUCGCUAUUCAUAAUCACUCUUGGAAGACGACUUCAUUAAAGAGUGCAUCAGAUUUACAAACUCACAAAUGUCAGAUGUAACACAGGGACAGGAAAAAAAAGUGGACCCAAAAUUUAUAGAAUGACCAACAUUCAUUGUGCAUGCAGAAGUGCUGACCAUAGGGCAUCAUUUAAAUUAAAUAUAUAUCAAACGAGGGCUCAAAUAGAUGAAAUAUCACCACUAGAGGGCGCUCUUAGUUCAAACAAAGCACGCCUGCUGCCUCAUCUAAUUACAUACAUGUAGCUACGCAUAAAAAGCCAAAACAAAAAUAUCUAUGCAAUGAUGUUACAUAAUGUACUACAUUAUACUUGUCUGUCCUCACAUUUUAAUUUUUUUCUUCAUUAUUUUGUUUUGGGUAAUAACAAUUUUGACAGUGACAGACUGAGUUGAUAUCAGUUGCCAUGGUAACUAACAGAAAUAAUUUGUAAAGGACAACCUAGAGUUAUUCUUUUUUUUAUUGCAUUGAUCUAAUUCGAAACUUUAUUACUUUUUGUUGGAUCUCAAGUCCAUUUUCCUUGAGUUCAUUUAUUUAUAUCAUUCAAUUAAGAAAGAAAAGUGAUACAUGUAUACUAUGUAUCACAAUUUAAAGGGAUAAAUAAUAGACAGAAUUUAGAUGGUACAACUACAACAAAAAGUUGUAUGCGGUAAAUACAGUGUAUUUAUAUGUAAAUUUGAAGGAAAAAACCCUGUUUUGAAUGAUGGUAACUUUUCUUCCUUGUUUUAUUAUUUGGUUUUGUCGUCUAAGUUUGUUAUUUUAGCCAACUUUCUCUAGUUAGAAAUCUAACUUCAUUUGAAACUGCAUUUUUGCCAGGGCCAAACAAAUCACAUUGGCUUUAUAAAUAGAUGUUUGUUUGUUCUUUGUUUACAUUGAUGUCACACCAUUCUUAAUAUAUGAGUAUUUUUUGUGCAUAUUUUUAUUUUCCAGUCAGUAACAGUUAUGUGUAUUGUGUUGUCACAAUGGCAGUCAUUGAGUAACAAUGUCAGAAAUUGUUAACGUGCGCAGUAAACUGUUCGUGCUUGUCUUUUUUUUUUAGAUGUAGUAUGACUGUUGACGGAAUCAGGUGUGAUUGACAAAAAAAGGUGUUCCAUCAAAGUAUUCUUUGUCAAUUCUUAAUUAAAACAAAAAAGCUAAUCUGUAUGUUGUGCAAAUUGUAAUAUUCUUUCUUGCAAAACGAGAAAGCAGCACAUAGUUCUCACUAUCUGAAUUUACUUAAAAUUUUCAAAUAAACAACAAAAGGAAAUUGACUAGCUGCAAACAUAAUUAUAAAGUUGAACAAAGAAAUUGACUGAAGUUGAAUUUGAGCCACUUACCUCUGGAUUACCAUACCAGCGCUCUACCAACUGAGCUAUUCAGUUACACAUUAGUGUGUUCCUAGUUUGCCUAUAGCUGGAUUUGAACCUUAUACCAGCGCUCUACCAACUGAGCUAUUCAGUUGCACAUUAGUGUGUUCCUAGCUUGUCUAUAGCUGGAUUUGAACCUUGUACCAGUGCUCUACCAACUGAGCUAUUCAGUUGCACAUUAGUGUGUUCCUAGUUUGUCCAUAGCUGGAUUUGAACCUCGUACAAGUGCUCUACCAACUGAGCUAUCUAGCGCUAUGUUAGUGUGUUCCUAGUUUGUCCAUAGCUGGAUUUGAACUUCGUACCAUUACUCUACCAACUGAGCUAUUUGUUAGUGUGUUCCUAGUUUAUCCAUAGCUGGAUUUGAACCUCGUACCAGCGCUCUACAAACUUAGCCAUCCUGUUACACAUUAGGGUGUUCCUAAUUUGUCCAUAUCCAUUUCAGGGGUGCUAGCCGAAAGCCAUAAACCUACCUUUACUCCAGUUAGAAAUUAGAGCGGAGAGCAGCAGGUAACAUAAGCCUUUUAUUGGCAACCCUCAAAAGCUGCCGAUGUUACGUUAUACAUGGUUCUUGUUUUCAGGACCACCGAACCGUAUCUAAUAAAUAUUUCACAAAAAAAAUAAAUAAUUGGCCAACAUAUCAUUGAAGUGUUGCAGUUCUGAAAUUUUACAAGGCAAAGAUAGUGAUAGAAUUUGCAGGAACACCUAAACAUUGUUUUAAGCAAUGUUAUUGUUAAUCACACAUGCAGCAUUUGUUUGCACUGAUUCUGUCUUGAUAGUCGACUGCUUUUUAAGGAAAACGUUUUUUUGCCAGUGAAUUUGUAGUAAUUUUAAUGCAAGUAAGUACAUUGGCAAAGAGUAUGUAUUCAUAUCACAAUAUUUUGUUUCCGACCCAUAAACGGAAAAGUUUUCAAGUUUCUUGGAAAUAAUGAAAAUAUAUUUGAUUUUUAUUGAUUGUUUUAUGACAACACAUUUAGUUUUCACUUUAGAAAUUCAUUUUUUUCUUUCCAUUUCUUUAGUUGGAGUCACUCAGGUGAAACGUAAGAACUUGUGAAUAAAACUUAACAAAAGUAAGGAUUAUUGUACAUUAUUUUACUCUCUUUUAUUGCAUUCCUCCAACUUACUUUAAUCCUUCUUAAAAAAAAACCCUGUAAAUUUAAUGUAAAAAGAAUUACACGUAAUAUUUAGGGCUUAAUUACUUUGUUGAAGAAUGUUUUGAAUGAAAGUGUAAAUUAUUGUAAGAUAUCCUGCCAUUGUUUUGGACGGCAGUGAAGCUUGGAUGACAAUGCUUGGUUGUCAGACAUUUAGUGAAUAUCUUAAUAAAUAAAGAACCCCUCCGAGGGUAGAUUAUUUUUAACAA
Patiria miniata (bat star) is the source of this 4498-nucleotide messenger RNA. RefSeq lists its product as uncharacterized. Gene Ontology annotation, molecular function: protein dimerization activity. Bases 1 to 375 code for a protein of 124 amino acids. The transcript is spliced from 5 exons. The record is from RefSeq and is a predicted model, not a curated record. Lineage: Eukaryota; Metazoa; Echinodermata; Asteroidea; Valvatida; Asterinidae.